UGUCACUGUCGCAAAUGUCAAACUAACUGUCAAGUCAAUGCAUAAUUUUCUGUUUACUUUUUAUUGAUUAACAUUAAUAAUUAAACACUAGCAAAUACAGUGUUACAGAAACAGGAAAAGUUUAAACAACAACAACAAAAUGGCUGAGACACCAGCAUCGCAGCGUCUCACCAACGAUGAUUUCCGAAAACUCCUGAUGACCCCUCGAUCGACUCCCCAUACUCCUGCUCCUCCAGGUUCGGUCAAGGAGGCUAUGAACAACCCGAAUUCAAUGCCUCCACCCAAAAUCGAAGACAAAUCAGAGGCUAGACGCAAGAAGAAAAGCUUCUACGCCAAGCUCAAAAAGCAGGAGGACAACAAAAUGGCAGAGCUAGCGGAGAAGUACCGUGACCGAGCCAGCGAGAGACGUUCGGGCGUCAAUCCCGACUAUCAAGCGGACGAUCCCAUCGCGACCGCGCAGGCCUAUCGAGCAGUCGCCCCGGACCUGAAGUCGGGCUUCGAUGCGGCUGAACGGAGAAGGCAAAUGAUCCAGGAAUCCAAGUUCUUGGGAGGAGACAUGCAGCACACGCAUUUGGUGAAAGGUCUGGAUUACGCUCUGCUGCAGAAGGUGCGAAGCGAAAUUCAGCAAAUCGAAAUGGAGCAAGAGAUAGAAAUGGAGAAACUCGCCACGAAAACCAUGGAAGAAAAGGAGAAGGAAAAGAAGGACGCUCAGAAGAAGGAGGAAGAGGAGAUGAAGUUUAAAACUAAGAUAGGCCGAUCGAUUUAUUACACUAUAAACGUUUUAAAGUCCAGGCAUAUUGAGAAGUCUGAACUCUUCAUUCCCGGAAGGAUGGCUUACGUCAUCGAUUUAGAUGAUGAAGCUGAAAGCGAUAUUCCCACUACAUUGAUCAGAUCCGUUGUAGAAGUACCAUCAUUUGAAUUAACUACUACAGUCACAACUAACGAUAUCGUAAUUAACAAACUUACUCAAAUAUUAAGUUAUCUUAGACAGGGCAAUCGUAAAAACAAGAAAAGCAAGAAAGGCCUUCCGGAAAGCUCUAAAGAUUACACAGACACCCAAGACAAUAGCGAGAGCAAAAAGUCACAGAAACGAUCUUAUCAAGAUGAUUCAAUUUACGGAGACAUCGGAGACUACGUGCCUUCGUCGAAGAGCAGUAGACACCGAGAACAUCGCGACAGAAAAUCCCAGAAUUACUUUGACAAACACGAUAAUGAGCCUGUGGAUAAUGCAGGCCCGGCUUUCAGGGUGAACAAGUCUGCUGAAAUUCUCAAUAAGCUUCAACAGGAGCCAGAAGGUUACGCAGAAUGCUAUCCAGGCUUGGAAGAAAUGAACGAUGCUAUAGAUGAUAGCGAUGACGAAGUUGACUACUCGAAGAUGGAUUUGGGUAAUAAAAAGGGACCAAUUGGAAGGUGGGAUUUCGAUACUGCGGAGGAAUAUUCAGAUUACAUGAACCAGAAAGAGGCGUUACCGAAAGCGGCUUUCCAAUAUGGGCUCAAAAUGGCAGACGGGAGGAGAUCGAGGAAACACAAAGAUAAAAACGAGAAGGCGCAUUUGGAUAGGGAAUGGCAGAAGAUUCAAAAUAUUAUACAAAAGAAAAGAUAAUUUCGCUAUAAGUAAUAUACUUUUAAAAUGUAUUAAUGUUUGUAAGAGAUUGUUAUUCAAUUUCUUCCUCGUCGCUAAAAUAUUCACUUUUUUUAAUUUUUUUUCUAGCAGGAGCGUCCGAUGUUUCUGGUUCUUUGUUACUGUAAUUUCCAGUAGCUACUCUGUAUCUAUACUCUUCUAAUUCUUGUUUUUCUUGCUGUAAAUAAAUAAAAUG
Phyllotreta striolata is the source of this 1817-nucleotide messenger RNA. The record is from the annotation of a GenBank genome assembly. NCBI's taxonomy places the organism in Eukaryota, Metazoa, Arthropoda, Insecta, Coleoptera, Chrysomelidae.